AGCAGUAGAAUCGCAAUACUACGUGACUUUACAGCAAAGUACUCAAAAAUGGGUUUUGUUUACAGAAACUCCAUUGGUUGUAUCCUAUGGUACAACUUCCUAUUUCCUUUCCAAAAAUAAUCAUCUUUCAAAUCCCCUAAAUUUCUAGGGUUAAUUUAGUACUCAACUAAAACUUUCCAUUUCCUCAUCCUUCCCUCUCUCAUUUAAAGAACCACUCCUCCUUACACCAUAUAUUGUUUUUCCUCUUCAAAGUUUCAAUCUUUUUUGGUAGGGUUUGGAAUUCUGUGGAGAUCCAAGUUUUAAUUUUUGUUAGUAUUAGUUUUUUGCUUUGCAAAAUUUAGUCUUUUUGGUAAUUUGAGUUGUGGCUGAAUUGUGGGGGUUUUUUUUUUGAAGCAAUGAUUUUUCAUUAAUGUCAAUAUGUGAAUUCAGUUUUCAAGUGUAUAAGCCGGUAGGGGAAUGGAAUUGGGCUAAUGGUGAAGUGGGUUGUGAUUUAGGUGCUUAAUAUUUGAGAGGGUUGUCUUUUUGGUGAAAGUUUCUGCUCUUUACGUGGGGAAAAUUAUUCAAACAAUCGGAGGAAGUGGAUGAUGUACCAUUCUUCUGGUAUGGAUUACUCGCGGGAACCUGGCAUGCCCACGAGGUUUGUGUGGCCUUAUGGUGGGAGAAGUGUGUAUAUCUGUGGUUCAUUUACUGGGUGGGAACAACAUCCGAUGACUCCAGUGGAGGGAUGCCCAACGGUCUUUCAGACAGUUUGCAACUUACCUCCGGGCUUCCACCAGUACAAGUUUGUCGUUGAUGGUGAAUGGCGGCAUGAUGAGCACCAGCCACACGUCUCCAGUAACUAUGGGACUGUCAACACUGUCCUUUUAGCAAGGGAAUCUGACUACCUGCCGCCAAUGCUUAAUCCUCAAUUUCCUGCUGGUUCUAAUAUGGAUGUUGAUAAUGAGGCCUUUCAGCGUCUGGUCAAAGUUUCAGAUAUUGGGUUAUCAGAAGCAGACUUAGAGAUCUCUCGCCACCACAUUUCUGUAUUCUUGUCUACACAUACAGCUUAUGAGUUGCUUCCUCGGUCAGGAAAGGUUAUUGCUUUAGAUGUUGACUUACCUGUGAAGCAGGCUUUUCACAUUCUUCACGAGCAGGGAAUUCCUAUGGCUCCUCUGUGGGAUUUCUGCAAGGGGCAGUUUGUUGGAGUUCUGAGUGCACUGGAUUUCAUCUUGAUUAUGAAGGAGCUCAGAAAUCAUGGGUCCAAUCUGACAGAGGAAGAGCUUGACUUACACAGUAUAUCUGCUUGGAAGGAAGCUAAGUCAUUUAUGAAUAGACAAAUCAAUGAUGGUGGAAGAACAGGUCCCAGGCAACUUGUCCAUGCUGGGCCAGAUGACAAUUUGAAAGAUGUUGCCUUGAAGAUUCUACAAAAUGGGGUGGCUACAGUUCCUAUAAUUCAUUCCAGCACUGAGGAGGGAUCAUACCCACAGCUAUUGCAUCUUGCUUCACUUUCUGAUAUACUUCAAAGCAUUUGCAGAUAUUUCAGAUAUUCUUUAGGCUUAUUGCAUAUCCACGCCUCUGUACUUUUGUACUCAAGCAUGUUGUCUGUUUCCUUUGCAGCUCAAGUUAGUUCAAUUCCUAUUGUUGAUGACAAUGACUCCUUACUGGAUGUGUAUUCUCGAAGCGAUAUUACUGCAUUGGCCAAGGACAAAUCUUAUACAAAUAUUAAUCUUGAGGAGACGACUGUUCAUCGGGCCUUGCAGCUAGGUGAAGAACCGUAUUCCCCAUAUGGGAUCAGCCAGCAAAGAUGUCACAUGUGUUUGCCAACUGAUCCGCUACACAAGAUCAUGGAGAGAUUGUCCAAACCAGGGGUGAGACGGCUUGUCAUAGUGGAAGCUGGAAGCAAGCGGGUGGAAGGUAUUGUAACAUUAAGUGAUAUUUUCAGGUUCCUGCUUGGGUAGUAGACAAAAAGGCAUCAGAUUGGGCGACGGCUUUUACAAUCCGGUGGCUUUUAGUCUGUUUUUGCUGACACCAUUUCUGCACCAGCAAGGAGAAAUCUUCUCUAUGGUGAUUUUAUUUCAAUUCUUUCAUACAUACAAUUGGAAUGGCCUGACAUUUCAUGGCCUGGGUUUUAGGGUAGUAGGCUCAAAAAUGUGGCUCCAUAUUGUCGCAGUUGGGUUGUUCCAUAAACUGCUAGCUCCCCUUUACAAAGUAUUGUCCCCUAAGUUAUGCGGCUAGGAUGCUAGAGUUUUGUUGAAAGCAUGGACCUGCAGUUUUCUGCUGCAGGUGACAGGAAAGUUGGGAAAUAAAGUGUUAUGAUCAUUAAUGUCAUUUUAGCAUC
Messenger RNA from Coffea eugenioides, 2317 nucleotides. RefSeq names its product sucrose nonfermenting 4-like protein. NCBI's taxonomy places the organism in Eukaryota, Viridiplantae, Streptophyta, Magnoliopsida, Gentianales, Rubiaceae. The transcript has 13 exons. The record is from RefSeq and is a predicted model, not a curated record. The coding region runs from base 582 to 1937 and encodes 451 amino acids.